AACUGAAUGAAGUUGGUAAACUCAGUAAGCCGGCACGCGGCACCACGGGCGCGCGUAUAAUCUGUGGCAAUUUGAAUAAUUCCAACAUUGUUGUUAAAAAGAAAACAACAUUGAAUAUAACAAGUUUAGCAACGAGAAAUACGAAAAUUACUUUCUUCAACGAUGGGUAGAGUAAAGAUAACUGACGCCCAGCGGUUCAUGUCAGACUGCCUGAAGGCUGUCGGCACUGCGAGCAAGGCAGCUGACCUGCAGGCCGCGUUGCUGAUCCAGGCUGAUAAGUUUGGACACCCUAGUCAUGGACUGAAUAGAUUAGAAAUGUAUAUCAACGAUAUUUUAAGUGGUGCCUGCAAACCCAAUAACCAGCCAAAGAUUCUGAAGGAAUCCCAGUCGACAGCGUGGGUCGAUGCCAACAACGUGCUCGGUGCUACCGCCAGCCAGUUCGCCAUGGAUAUAGCUAUCAAAAAGGCUCAGGAGACGGGCGUAGGAUGGGUGUCAGUAAAAGGCUCCAAUCACAAUGGAAUGGCUGGUUUCUGGUCUCAAAUGGCAGCAGAUAAAGGUCUCAUUGGAAUGGCUUUCACCAACACCUCACCCUUGCUGGCGCCGGCUAGGAGUAAACAGGCAGCUUUAGGAACCAAUCCUGUGUCAGUAGUUGCACCAGCCUCGAAGGGUGAAUCCUUCUACCUAGACAUGGCCACCACUGCAGUUGCUGUGGGAAAGAUUGAAAUGCAACUUCGUAAGGGAGAGCCCAUACCCCACGGUUGGGCACAAGGACCUGAUGGCAAGGAGACUACAGACGCUCAAGUGGCUUUCGAUACGAAGUGCCUCAUGCCGUUGGGUGGCAAUGAGACCACAUCUGGCUACAAAGGAUACGGGCUAGCAGCGAUGGUAGAGCUUUUCUGUGGAAUAUUGUCAGGUGCUAACUACGGACACCACGUACGGUCAUGGUCCCACGCGGGAGACGGUGGACCAGCCAACCUGGGGCACUGCUUCGUGGCUGUCGACCCUGAACGGUUCGCGCCUGGUUUCGGAGACCGCCUCGCUGACUGCAUACAACAUUGGCGACAGUUGGAACCAACGGAUCCUAAUCUGGCCGUGAUGGCUCCAGGAGACAAAGAGAAGAAAGCGGCGGCAGAAGCAGAAGCCAGCGGCACAGUGUCAUAUGUCCAACAACAGAUCGAGUCUAGUGCAGCGCUUGCGGAAAAACUCAAAGUCAAACCAAUGCAAGUUGAAGUUGAUCUUCAAUAGUAGGUCUGUGUGAGAUGAGGGCAAUUUUAUGCUCACCACGAGAUCUGGUUGUCCAAUCACUAUCUAUAAUAUCGUCUAUCAAAAAUGUAAAGUCCAAUGGUUUAUCCGUAGCUUGUACUUAGACAAACAGACUUCAUACACAUAUGCGCCACUUGUGAGCAAAAGAAUAGUUGCUCUCAUUUUUACUACCUACGUUUCUGUGAUAACUGACUGAGGAAUGAUGAUGUCAAGAUAAUGAUGCAAUGCAUAUCGCACUGUAUGAAUACUAUUGUGUGCUAAUAUUUUGUAUAAAUUGUUGUUACGUAAUCAUCAGAAUAAAACAAAUGAAAUCUUA
This is a messenger RNA of Spodoptera litura, 1579 nucleotides long. RefSeq lists its product as uncharacterized. The record is from RefSeq and is a predicted model, not a curated record. Gene Ontology annotation, molecular function: oxidoreductase activity. Lineage: Eukaryota; Metazoa; Arthropoda; Insecta; Lepidoptera; Noctuidae.